This is a messenger RNA of Leptinotarsa decemlineata (Colorado potato beetle), 624 nucleotides long. RefSeq lists its product as uncharacterized. Lineage: Eukaryota; Metazoa; Arthropoda; Insecta; Coleoptera; Chrysomelidae. The record is from RefSeq and is a predicted model, not a curated record.
UUGGAGAGUGAAUUUCUUUGCAACUUAACCAACAGUCAACAAACUACUCGUUAUUCCAGUCAGGUUGACGGCAAGUGCCCAAUGCCGAUCUAAAUUUUGAUGUUUUUAAUUAUUUAUUCGAUACUGAACAUCAAAAUGGUGAACCGGUAGUGGUUUGUAGUUUGUGCAUCUGUGAACAUACAGAAACUGAAGGAUAUGCAGCAUCGCAUAUUGUUCCAAAGUUUACUGAUAUGCGUCAUAACAGUAUGUUUGUCCUUUCCGCUGCAGAAGUCCAUAGAUGCCAAAUCAAUAAAAGAUGAGGUCUAUUCCAGAGUGAAUGAAACUGAACUACGUUCCAAGAGAGCAACCAAAAACCCAGGAUUCUUCAGAACCCUCUUCUCCGUCAUUUACGAACAAUGGAAUGACACUAAAAACACGUUUGGAACUGUGAAUCAAUUAAUAAACGAUAACUUUUUACCUGAAAAUGAACCGGUUACUGAGACCACUACACCUAACAGUAAUCCAAAUGUUACCACGACUGAGGCCCCAUACAGAAUAACAAGGACAGAACUCAAUAAAAUAUUACGUAGAAAUUUGAGAGGAUUACAGAGAUUGUUUCAAAUUGAGUUACAGGAUGCCCUCAAG